Lepisosteus oculatus (spotted gar) is the source of this 6638-nucleotide messenger RNA. RefSeq lists its product as uncharacterized. The record is from RefSeq and is a predicted model, not a curated record. Lineage: Eukaryota; Metazoa; Chordata; Actinopteri; Semionotiformes; Lepisosteidae.
UGUUAGUCUGACCCCCUUUGAAGUCUGCCUUUAAUGAAGAAAGCAGCAUCUCUCCAAUUUGAUUGCAACCGGAGACAGGCUGCGCCCUCCCUCUGGCGAGAACGCACAAAAGAACAAGUGGAAAUUCAUCACCAAAAAGGCAUUUUAAAGUAUUUUUUGUUUCUUUUGAGAACUGUUUCACCACCCAAUCCGUCCGUAAAGGUAACUUUCUGUACACGCUAAUCAUGCAUCUGAAGUGGAUACGCAUAUCCGUUUUAAUUUUUGCGCUUUUCCUUGGGCGAUCGCGGAGUUCCCAAAUCAAGGCUGCCCGACUGGAACGCUGGGCAAAAACUGGAUUCCAGUAUCUGAAACUGAACCUCUGCCAGCGGGUCUCCUCCUUAUCGGAACCCGAGUGUAAACGGCUGGCCCAGUUGCCCCAGACCGGUGUGGCAGUCUACGCCUCGGAACCGAACUCGGGGGAGAAAGUGCUGGCGAUUCUCCCCGACUCGCCCAGUUCGAAAACAGGGAGACCUGCAAUGGGCAUGCGAUCAGGGACGGGGUUUUCCAAGUCAGAGGUGCACACAGACCGCAUCCGGUACUCGAAUCAGUCGGGAGCAGGGUUUCAGGGGUCCAAACCAGGCUAUGGUUUGGGUUCGGGUCCAGAAGUUGCUAAGCGGGUUCCGGGACUCGCCACAGAGCUCCUACCUGGUUCGACUGCGCAUGACGCAGUGUUAGCUUUGGAUCCGAGUCCGGGAGAAAGUUUUGGUCACCCCAUCAUCCUUUUCUACAUUGACUUCAACAUGAGCAAGAAGAAAUGUGGACACAGGGAAGGAAUUCAUAUGGGAGACGAGUGCAUGACCCUGGCCUUGAAGAGCCGCUGCGAAAACCUGCUGAAGAGGCGACAGAGCCGGAGCGAGAGGCAGGGCACCAAGGGACGGGCACGUCGGAGCCACCUGGCAGCGGGUCCACACUCCAGCCGGGCCAAGCGAAUGGGGGGCGUGUGCGAGGUUCAUUUUCUGCCCCUGGUGGUUGGCGUGAAGGACCUGAGCAGGACACAGCGGCUCCACUGCGUAGAGCACCGGGACUUUGCACCCUGCCCUCGCCCUCUCCCCAUCACCAGCCCCAGCCCGUCAGCUGCUAGCUGUGAGCUCAACAAGAACACCCGCCGCUGCCACCAGCAGCACCUGCUCACCCGCCAGUCGUGCCGCGUGUACCAGACCUGCGACCACGCCAUAUUGCUCUCAGGUGGAUGGCAGGAGCAGAUCACUUAUCAGCGUCACAUGCAAAACAUCCUGCAUUUCUACAGGAUGCUGAGGAGCAAUGGCUUUGAGAAAGAGCACAUUAAGACCUUUUUCGCAGGUGAUGGGCAAGCAGCAGCAGAGAAGGAGGCAGAGGGCAUCUAUCCUGCUACAGAGAAGGUGGCCAUUCGCAGUUACAUUUCCUACAUCUGCCGUGCGAUCCACUGUGCUGACUCCCUAGUGCUGUACCUCAACAGCCCAACCAGGAAUGAUGGAACCAUGCUGCUCUGGGACGUCAACAAGAAUGGCAUUGCGGACCCCAAAGAGAGAUACUCCGUGAAUGAGCUUCUGUCAGACCUCGAGAGCUGCCAGGCACGCCGUGUCCUGCUGUUCGUGGAGCAGAGCUACAGCACCACCCUGGCCAGGAAGCUGCGCAGCUCUGGGAAGCAUAGUAAUGUGGCCCUGCUCAGCGGAGCACCCUGGGGAGGCACCUUCUCUCAGUUCUGGGGUGCCCUGCACCCGGGGCAGUGUCUCGUUGACCACUUGCGCAAGGUACCUUCCACGCCACGAAUGCCAGAGACUGAUCUUGGGCUUCUUAACGUCACACUGUCCGGAGCCCCCUGCAAUGCCACCCCUCCCUUGACAGAAGCUGAAAUGCGCAAGGAGUACAUGGGCUGUCAGAACCUGCCUACUGCACUAUGGUACCAGCACCUACACAGACAAGGGGACAAGCAGGACUGAGAGAUCCAAAGGGGCACACACACCCACACACACUCCCUGGCAUGGAAAAUCGCAACCCCCACACCCUUCAGCACCCUCCUCAAUUCGGAAUGCGACGAAGUUCCACACCUCUAGACCAGCAUGGAUGUGUUUUUUGUUGGCUUUGCUUAUGUGUGUUUUAUGUAGGCGCUGAACCAAGACGGUGGGGGGCGGGGGGGUCUGUCCUUAAAAUCUGCUUCUGGCAAGAUGGAGAGUCAUCCACAUGCCAGGUUAUCUGUUUUUCUAAUCCAGUUAUAACUUUGCAGUACUGAGAAAUAAACAACUGUAUGGGAGGAUUACAUGGAGUUUUGCUUAUACACAGUGUAAGCACUUAUCUGGCACACAGCGGGAAUUGGAUUGCAAGAGAGAGAAAGAAAAAAAAACUUAAUUAGGAUUUGUUUGUAAAGGAGUUGCUUCUCGUCCUCAUGUUGAACUCCAUGUCUUAUAUGGUUAUUCCUUCUGGAAGGAACAUCUUGCUUGACAGCAUGGCUGAAAUGACAGUUUAUCUACAGGGAGUAGUUUGGAAAAGCGCUGUGCAAUGGGCAGUAAGUUCAUAUGCAGGACAGCUCAGCCUUGUGAGGAAGCUACCCACGGUUCAGGGCAGUAGAGCAUGAAGAACUGUUGGGUUUGAAAGGAGUCUUGAUUCACGUUUAGUAAUCUGUGUUGGAGUACGAUUAAAGUGGGCUCACUGGUCAAAAUAAUUAGGAAACUGCCUGAAGUAACAUGUCCUGCCUUUGUAAGCAGCAAGAAGCAAUCUGGACAGGAGGUGGCAUGUGUUCUACAGGGUUUCCAAAUAAUAACCUUCAGUUGAUCCUGUGAUGUAGGAUUAAUGGCAUGUGUAAUUGAAUUGAGUCCUCCAAUAUUCAGUAGGAGGGAGAUCCAGAGAUUUGUCUGGCAAGAGAAGCUUCUCACAUGCUCUGCUUGCCACAAAUUGCCUGCCACUAAAAAAAAGAGGGGCGUUCUAAUACUUUAUCCAGAGAACAUAUUCCAUCACAAACCCUUGAUGUACUUUGUGAGAUGAGAAUGAUUAGAUUAGAUUAGUUUCUUAUGCAGUGUGGCAUUUUGGCUUCCAAACACAACUGAACAGAAUUGAAAGAAAACGAAUUGGCUUGUUUUAGCAUUUGUCACUUGUGGUAUCAACUGGAAGUCAUUUUAAAAACAAUGUAGUUUUAGAGUCAGAUCUAUUUCGGUCUUAAAUCCGUCUAUUUGUUUCUGGGUUAGGGAACCACCAAAAAGAAGCCACAGAUGUCUCUUUAACCCAGGGUUCAUUCCAAUAUGCAUUAAAGGGGUGUUUAAUUUCUCUGUCUGAUUUGCACAUGGGGCUGUAGGUCAGUUUUCAACUGAGCUAUGCAUUCAUGGUCACUAUAUUAAAAGAUGAUAUCAUUUCAUCUGCUCUUGGGGCAGAUGCUCCUGGUCCAAAACACAGACACAGAAUAAUAGCAUUCAAGGCUGAUAAGGGUCAACAGCUUUCUUGGGCAUUAUAGCAAGCAAACCAUAAACAGAACAUAAUACUUCCGAAGUAUGGCAGACAAGGUAAAAGACUAUAUGAAGUAAUACUUGAGUGAAAAAUUGUGUCGUAUCAUCUUCUUCAGGUCUCUACCAACAGAGACACCUUUGUUCUUAUUGUUGUCUGAGCUUGCUACUCAGCCUGGGGCAUUGCCCUUUGAUAUUCCACUCCUAUAUAAGCUGUACUAGGGUUGAUUUGUGUUUACACUGUCAUUGCGAUGGGCCUCCAAGAUGGCCUGAGCCACCUUUGGAAGUGGUCAAGAUUUAAAAUGGAUUAGGGUCAUCUGCUUGUUUUUAUAGCACUCCCAAAUUGGAGAGGAGAUGGUCUCAAAAGGCCCAGUGCAAACAGUGUAAAGUGAAGAUAAUUCCCUCUUGUAUUAAAGCCUAGUUUUAUCUUAAGCUAACAUCUUUUUUUAAAAACUGCUUAAUGAAUCCCUGAUACCUGAGCACACAGGGAGACUGUUUACUAUUUUAUACUCUUGUCAAGAUUGAUUUUCUUUUAAUUUAGGUCCAUUAUGCAGAGCUUAUCCAAGGAACAGCAACAUCUUUGUUCCUGCCUAUUUAUUAUUCUUUUUAUUUUCAUUUAAUCCAUUUCAGUUUUAAAUUGAUUUCAGAACAUUUGUCAGAAUGACAAAGAUUUUCAGGGGUAAAUCCAGCCAACGUUUAACCGACUUGAGUUUUCACUGUUCUUUGUGUGAAUUCACAGAAACCCAGAUGUGGCGCACAUGAAUUUGAAAAAUGAAGUUCCAAAAAUCCUUUUGCUAAAGCCUUUGCGUGUCAGCUAAGAACAUUGAUUUAAAAAGUGGUUGGGAAUCGCCAUCAAUUGGUAUAAUCCUCAAAAUGUACAUCUACAUAUACAUAUAUCCUACAUACUGUACACAGUGUAAAGAAACACUGAGUGGCAUCAAAGCACAACAAAUGCUGUUGUUUAGCUUUCCAAAGAACAUUGCUCUCGCUGUGUAUGCCAACCAAUGCCUUUGAUAUACAUGCUUGUCCCUUAAAUAACAAAAAUGAAUCCAAACAAUACUGCAAAUCCAUAAUAAAUGAAAGUUAACAUUUUUAAAACAUACAUGACAGGUGGUUCAUUAACCACAUUUGUAUGAAAACACACUUAAGGCACUUAGAGAUCAGCAUUAUUAUUUAAAUAAGCCUACCAAGUACUUAAAGAGAAUCCAGGAUCAGAUGAACAAAUGAGCCAGCCAUAUAAUAUAUAUAUAUAUAAUGCAAAUAACGAUGCAAGCUGUUGUUGUUAAUAGUGUGGCUAUCAUAGUAAAUGUUAAGUGUUUUCCUUAGUUUCCUUGAAAUUCCAUUGUUCUCAAUGAACACAAGAUUAUUACUAUGUAAAAAAAGCAUCAUUUCUGACAAAAAAAAAAGGUUUUCAUGGUCUUCAAAAUGUUCAGUGAAGGAGCCACCACUGCUAUCAUGUCUUGGCACUGCUUCUUGUGCUAGCAGUCGGAAAGUGGUUUAUGGAAAAAAAAGGAAAAAUGAAAGCUUUAAAAUUAUUUUUUCGUAAACAGAUAAAAAUAUGAUUUCUGUCCCCGAAUAAAAUGUGUUUGUCACUUUCCAUUUUAUUUUUGUCUCAGCACCAUCAUUUGUAAUUGUGAAAUUUGGCAGUAUUGCCCGAGCAUGGAUGUUAUUAAAAUGUAUUGUAGUCAUUACUGUGGCUCUCUCAACACUAUUGAAAUAAGAUUACUUAUUAUUGUACCUAUGUAGACACACAUAUCAAAAGGAGAGUGUUUUAAUGUACCUCAUAUUUAAUUUUGUCUCUUACAGUUGUUCUUUGAGAGAGUACACCUUACACCUUUAUGAUGCUAUAAUACUACAAUAAAAAGUGAACUCAGCAUCUGAAAGGGCUUUUCACAGUACACACAAAUCAAAAUAAGCAACACAUCAAUGUUUGAUUAUUAUACACGUAAUAGGUUUGUGUGAACAUAUCCUUCACACAAAAAGAUUAUCAUGAACAGCAGUCACAAUCAACAACACUUCACAUCAUUGCUCUUAUCCCUUCUAAGGACAAAUCUGGCUUUAUGUGAAAUGCGGUAACAGAAAUAUGUGCCUUUUCUGAGAUGGUGACCAGUGUCUCUAUGUUUAGUCCAAAAAUGUUUUGAGAGGUUUUUGCUACUACACAGUAAAUUGAAAGAACGGUUUGUAACUGCUCCAUCAAGAUUCCUGUCAAUGUGAUUAGCUUUAUUAUUUAGAUUCUCUUGCCAGCUGUUAUUGUGAAAUGUUUUUCCUGUUGUGCAGAAUACUUACAUGGUCACUAAUGGUCCACUCCUAUUUGGAAAGCCGAAUGUUAUCAGUUCUACCUUUUAUUCUAUUGUGUAAACUCCUUAUUUGGAAUAUGAAAGGUAAUAUUCUAACUUGGAAUGAUUGGAAUACUGUGAGUGGGAUAUUCCUCUAGUUUUUGGGAUACUUUAAUUUGCUCCAGAGACAUAAAACCAUAGCACUUUGUCUCAAAAAGCACUGCUACUUUUUGGUCCAAUAAUGAAAUCAUGAUUUUGAAAGAACAGGAGAUUGUAAAAUGUUUUUAAGGAAAACAACAGAGGAUUUUCAAAGGGAUACGCAUUUGGGGCUUGAGUGAAUUAUAGACCACAUCUGUGAAAGUAAAAAUGACAACCAAAUAGGAAAUGCAGAAAACAAAAUGCUGUCACUUCUUAAAUAUAAGAACACCAGCACUCUACAAAAACACACAGGUAAACCACAAACACACUUUCAUUCUGUUUUGCAGUGGGAAACAGACUAUGUAUGCUUGGUAGCUUAAAGGGAAUAUUCUGUUUACCAUGUAAAUGCAGAAAAUGAGAAAUUCUGAUGCAUGUAAACUGACCAUUUCACAUACAUUCUAAUUUCUAAUAUUUCAAGUAUUCUGAAUACCUGUGCCGUGUAAAUUCAGCAAUGGUGUCACAUUUGGCAAGUUGUAAACUUAUGUCCUAUGAGUUAAAACCAAUAAAAAAGAAGUAGUGUGUAUAUUACAGGGUUCAGGACAUUUUGUAAGUUAUUUUCUGUAUAUAUCUAAGUGUUUGUUGUAUAAGGUGGUAGUUGUCCCGUUUAAUGUUUUGUGACAGAUGUGUUGAAAUUAAACUUCUCUGUUGUGUAUUUUAAACCACAGAGGGUAUAUGCUGCUGUAUAUAGUUGUAAUAAAUUAACUUUUGUACAUAG